GAGCCCUUCGCUGUGGACUUUUGACACGGACACGCAGCGACACGGCAGGACCUUUUUUUCUUCCACGGAUACACUCAAGACUCUUGUUAGGACGACUACUGAAACCACAAGCAUGCAACACUACGGCGUGAACGGCUACUCCCUGCACGCCAUGAACUCCCUCAGCGCCAUGUACAACCUCCACCAGCAGGCGGCGCAACAGGCGCAGCACGCGCCCGACUACCGGCCCUCCGUGCACGCGCUCACCCUGGCAGAGAGACUAGCAGACAUCAUCCUGGAGGCUCGCUACGGCUCUCAGCACCGCAAACAACGUCGGAGCCGCACGGCCUUCACCGCCCAGCAGCUGGAGGCUCUGGAGAAGACCUUCCAGAAGACCCACUACCCCGACGUGGUGAUGCGGGAGCGGCUGGCCAUGUGCACCAACCUGCCUGAGGCCCGAGUGCAGGUCUGGUUCAAGAACCGCAGGGCCAAGUUCCGUAAGAAACAGCGCAGCCUCCAGAAGGAGCAGCUGCAGAAGCAGAAGGAGCCCACAGGCGAAGGAGGCUCCGAGAAGGACGACGGCCCCCCCUCCACCACCUCCAGCAACACCCCGCCUGACUCCCAGCCGCCGCCGUCCUCCUCCUCCUCCUCCUCCUCCACAUCCCUGGAGACGGCAGAGGGUCCCGCGGUACUCCCGCUACCGCUCCACAUGGAGGUCAACGUCACGUCGGCGGAGCAGUCCGGCAGCGAGUCUGCCACAGAGGACAACGCCACCGAUAAGGAGGACGAGAGUAAAUGUCUGCAGCCGGAGGAGAUGCAGAGCGAGGGAGCCAUGACACCGGGCGACGACUCGUCCCCUUACAAGAGACUCAGCCCUAAAGCAGACUCACCUUGCGUCUCUCCGUCCGUGACCCCGUCUUCGUCCAGCAGUGGCCUGGCCGCCGGCGGUCCGUUCCCCCAGAACCACUCCUACUCGUCGUCCCCCCUGAGCCUGUUCCGCCUGCAGGAGCAGUUCCGCCAGCACAUGGCCGCCACCAACAACCUGGUGCACUACCCCGCUUUUGACCUGGCCGCCCCCUCGUCACUCCCCUACCUGGGCAUGAACGUCAACAUGCCGCCCGCGCCGCUGGGCACGCUGCCCUGCCAGUCGUACUACCAGUCGCUGUCCCACCACGCCCAGCAGGUGUGGAGCAGCCCGCUGCUGCAGGCGUCCGCCGCCGGCGGCCUGAGCGGCCACAACAGCAAGACCACCAGCAUCGAGAACCUGCGGCUAAGGGCCAAGCAGCACGCCGCCUCGCUGGGACUGGACGCCUUGUCUAACUGAAACAGAACUCGAUGAAGUGAACGUUCAUUUAAAGGACAUAUUGUAGGGGAAGGACUCAUAUGGCCCCCUUCUUAGGUGGAUCUCACGCGGGAGGAAGCUGGGAGUUUCGUCGUUUUGCAAUGCAUUCUGCUGAAAAUGAUGGAAAGCGCCACUCUACAUCGCAACUGACGCUGUGGUCAAAGUUGGAAACGCCACAAAACACAAUUUAAAGUAGCAGUAAAGUGUAAAAACAAGUUGCCUCUAUUUUGAAACUAUUAUCAUAUUUAUCUGAUUUAUGAUACCUAAAUACUUGCAUCGUUUGCAAAUAAAUAGAUAUGAUAAAAAUAGUAUCAAUCUCACGGAGAUUCUCGAGCCAUUUUGAGAAUAAAUGAGCAUGUGACGUAGCGGAGGAACCAUAGAUCCCUUCCCCAUCAACAACAAUGCCAAUUAAGCAGACUUUGCGAGAGCCAACAACAAUUACUUAUGAUCCAGAACCUUAUAUUUUUAAACCCGAACACAAAGAGGAUGAGCAAUAAGUUUUAGAAGCCGAGUGCUAAACGGAUUGAUUGAUUGAUUGAGACUUUUAUUGGUAGAUUUCACAGUACAGUACAUAUUCCGUACAAGUGACCACUAAAUGGUAACACCCGAAUAAGUUUUUCAACUUGUCCACGUUAAUCAAUUCAUGGUAAAUUCAUGGAUGUAGCUUUACUGUGACACUAUAGCAUUAGCAUCACUGCUAGGUGCUAAACAUACAAACUAACCAUCAUAAAACAAACACUUACUGUAAUAUUUCCACUCUCGCUGGGAUGCCGACCGACGGGACGCUCGCAUAAUUCCGUUUAGAUGAAGAUUCAAUCGCAAUCAUCACAAAGGGUUAAAAAUAGUUGUCGCAAAUAGCGUCUUUUUCACUAGCCUGUCGGUCCAUGGCCACAUUUGUCUACCAGCCGGUGAGAGAUGCGUGAAUUAUAAUCUAGAACUUACUUUUUGCAAGUUUGAGACCAAGCAGAAGCAGCUGCCGGCUCAGUGUGUCAACAAUAGCAGUGUAAGCUAGCAUUAGCUCACUGCUAUCAAUCCACCGCUAAAAUAGCGUUAGCGCUUAUAUUGUCGGUGGUUCCUUAGAAGGUUUUACGGGCGCAAAGAGGACCCUUGAUCUGUUGACUCGAUUGGUAGCUAUUUAGCCAAGCUAACAUACAGUCGUGCUCAUAAGUUUACAUACCCUGGGAGGAUUUAUCAUUUCUUGGCCAUUCUUCAGAGAAUAUGAAUGAUAACACAAAAACCUUUCUUCCACUCGUGCUUAAUG
Molecule: messenger RNA, 2582 nt
Organism: Entelurus aequoreus (snake pipefish)
Lineage: Eukaryota; Metazoa; Chordata; Actinopteri; Syngnathiformes; Syngnathidae
Gene: dmbx1a
Product: diencephalon/mesencephalon homeobox 1a
Exons: 5
Coding region: 113-1303 (396 amino acids)
Biological process (GO): regulation of transcription by RNA polymerase II
Molecular function (GO): RNA polymerase II transcription regulatory region sequence-specific DNA binding; DNA-binding transcription factor activity, RNA polymerase II-specific
Source: RefSeq, a predicted model, not a curated record